Varanus komodoensis (Komodo dragon) is the source of this 4893-nucleotide messenger RNA. RefSeq names its product IQ motif containing GTPase activating protein 3 (gene IQGAP3). Bases 16 to 4893 code for a protein of 1625 amino acids. Gene Ontology annotation, molecular function: actin filament binding; GTPase activator activity; calmodulin binding. NCBI's taxonomy places the organism in Eukaryota, Metazoa, Chordata, Lepidosauria, Squamata, Varanidae. Gene Ontology annotation, cellular component: cytoplasm. The transcript has 37 exons. Gene Ontology annotation, biological process: regulation of actin cytoskeleton organization; regulation of GTPase activity. The record is from RefSeq and is a predicted model, not a curated record.
CUCACAGCGGACGAAAUGGAUGAGCACAGGCGCCAGAACGUCGCCUAUCAGUACCUUUGCCAUCUGGAGGAAGCCAAGCGCUGGAUGGAGGCCUGCCUGCAGGAGGGCCUGGCCCCACCAACCGAACUGGAGGAGAGUCUGCGGAACGGCGUCAUCCUGGCCAGGCUCGGCCACUUCUUUGCCCCAGAGGUGUGUCCCCUGAGGAAGAUCUACGACCUCGAUCAGGCCUAUUUUCGGGCGCAUGGGCUGCACUUCCGGCAUACGGACAACAUCAGCCGCUGGCGAGGUGCCAUGAGCCGAGUAGGAUUGCCCGCGAUCUUUCAUCCGGAGACGACGGAUGUCUACGACAAGAAGAACAUGCCCCGCCUGGUGUACUGCAUCCACGCCCUGAGUUUGUACCUGUCCAGGCUUGGGUUGGCUCCCCAGAUCCAGGACUUGUAUGGGAAAGUCAGCUUCACAGAAGAAGAAAUAAAUCAUAUGAAGCAGGAGCUGGGGAAGUACGGCCUGCAGCUUCCACUGUUCAGCAAGAUAGGUGGGAUCCUUGCUAACGAGCUCUCGGUGGAUGAGGCUUCGGUCCACGCUGCAGUCCUCGCGAUCAACAGAGCCCUGGAGAUGGGCAUUGUGGCGCAAACCCUGGCGGCGCUGCGCAACCCCAGCGCCAUGCUGGCCGGCCUGCGGGAGGGCCUCGGUGCUGCCUACCACGAAGUGCUCUCCAAGGCCAAGGUGCAGAAAGCGCAAAGUGCCACGAACCGGCCGCGAGAGACUCCCGGCGGAGACGACAUUUACACACAGUGCCUGACCCAGGCGGAGAUACAAGGCAACAUCGACCGGGUGAAUGUGAAGAGCGCACUCUGGUCAGUGGACGACGCCCUCGAAGCGCAGGACGCCCGGAGCCUGCACUCCGCUCUGCAAGAUCCUGCCCUGGCACUGAGGAACCUGCGGCGGGAGAAUGCGGACUGGUAUCUGGAGCAGCUGCGCGCAGACCGGGAGCAGCAAGCGCUGGUAUGCCAGGUGGGCAGUGCUGACUUGCUCAAGCCGGAGGAACUCCAGUCUGGGCUUCACGUGGCCAACGAGAGAGCAGAGCAAGAGCGUGCUGUGGAGCAAGCUGUUGGCCACAUCAACACCUCCAUCCGAAGAGGGGUGGCGGAAGAGACCGUGAGGGCGCUGUCCGUCUCUGAGGCGCAGCUCCCAGACGUCUUCCCCUUUGCUGCUGACCUCUACCAGCGGGAGCUGGCCUCUCUGCAACGACGGCACCCGCAGGGUGAGCUGGCCCAUGAGGAGGUCUUCAUCGCGGUGGAGAUGCUGUCUGCGGUGGCACUGGUCGACCGGGCACUGGAGGACGGGGACGCCCGCAGCUUCUGGAGGAGCCUGGCCAGCCCUGGCCUGGGGCUGUCGGAGCUGGAGGAGAGCAACGUGCAGCGUUACUUUGAUGACUUAGCCAAGCAGAAGUGCCAGCCACAGGCUGCAAGGAAAGGUUUCCUGAGCUGGAACGACAUCCAGGCUUCUGUGAACCGUGUGAAUGCCUCGGUUGAAAGAGAAAGCGAGAAAAUCCUCGCGAUCCGGUUGGCCAAUGAGGCUCUGGGGCAGGACAGCCCCGAGGGGACCCUCCGAGCACUCUUGCUGCCUUCUGCCGGCUUCUGUGCCGUGGGGCUCCCCACGGCGAAGCGCUACCAUGCCGUUUUGACCCAGAUGUUGAAGCAGAAAGUCCAGGUGACCGGGGAUGCUGCAGCCUCGCUGUGGUGGGAAGAGAUCCAGGAGGGCAUCUUCAAGGCCAACCGAGACACGGAUGCAGCUCAGAGAAUGGCUCUCGGGAUCGCAGCCAUUAACCAGGCCGUCAAGGAGGGGAACCCGCUGCAAACCGUCCGAGUGCUGCGCAACCCGGACGUGCGGCUCUGUGGCGUGGUGGCCGAGUGUGCCGCGUCUUACCAAGCGGAAUUGGGAGCCAUUGCGGCUGCCCGAAGCCCCCCAGGGCGCUCGGGAAACCCCUGGGUCCAGCACAGGCUGAAGCACGGAAUGGACUACUACUUCAGCCUGCAGACUUUCGAAGGCACGUGGGAGCAGCCUCAUCCGUGUGCCGUGAGCGUGGCGCACCUCAGCCGGGAGGAGAUCCAGUCCACCAUCACCAGAGUGACGGCCUCCCACGAUCGGCAGCGCCUCUGGGAGUCCCACGCCCCAGUGGUCGCCCGGCUGCAAGCCCAGAUGAGGGGCUUCCUCGUCCGCCGGGAGUUCGUGGCCCGGCGGCUUCUCCUGGUGCAGCAGGCUUUGGCCGCCCGCAGGAUCCAGGCCUGCUGGCGCGGAUACCGGCAACGAAAGAGUUACCGGGAAAGACUGCGCUUCUUGCAGAAGAACACGUGUGCCAUCGUAAAGAUCCAGGCCUGGGUGCGGAUGUGGCGCGCACGCAGACGGUAUCGCGAGCGCCUGCGCUACUUCAGGAGGCGCGUUCAGGCUGUAAUUAAGAUACAGGCGUUUUUCCGAGCCAGCAAGGCCCGGGAGGAUUACCGGCUGUUGGUGCGCAGUGCGAACCCGCCACUCAGCACCGUCCGGCGCUUUGCCCACCUGCUGGAGCAGAGCCAGCAAGACUACUGGGAGGAACUGGAGCUGCUGGAGCUGCAGGAGCGCGUGGUGCGGGGCAUCCGCCACAACCGGCAGCUGGAGAGCGACCUCGGCCUCAUGGACAUCAAGAUUGGCCUGCUGGUCAGGAACAGGAUCACCCUCCAGGAGGUGGUCUCUCACUGCAAGAAGCUGACCAAGAAGAACAAGGGGCAGCUCUCCGACCUGCUGGGCCAGAGCAAGGAAAGGGGGCUGAAAGCACUCAGCAAGGAGAAGCAGAAGGUCCUGGAGGGCUACCAGCACCUGUUCCACCAGCUGCAGAGCCACCCGGCGUACCUGGCCAGGCUGAUCCCGCAGGUGCCCCAGAGCAAGUCCAUGGCGCCCGUCAUCUUCGCCCUCUACAACUACGCCUCCAGCGCCAGGGAGGCCUGCCUCCUGCUUCGGCUCUUCAGGAGCGCCGUGCAGGAGGAGGUAAGGUCAAAAGCAACUCGAAUCCAAGACAUCCUGACGGGAGACCCAGCAGUCACCCACCUGGCCGUGAGCUUUUACCGCGGGGCCCGUGGCCGGAGUGCCUUGCGCGAGAUCCUGGCCGGCCCCGUGCAGGACGUUCUGCAGGACAAGACGCUGCGCAUCCACACCAGCCCUGUGGACAUCUACCGGGGAUGGAUCAAUCAGCUGGAAUCCCAGAGUGGGCGGAAGAGCGACCUUCCGUACGAUGUCAGCCCCGAACAGGCCUUGGGCUACCCUGAAGUCCAGAGGCGGCUGGACAUCUCCAUCCGCAAUCUUCUGGCCGUGGCAGAACGGUUCCUCUUGGCCAUUGUAUCUUCUGUGGACAAGAUCCCGUACGGGAUGCGCUACAUCGCCAAAUCCUUGAGGACGGCCUUGACUGAGAAGUUUCCGACCGCUACUGCGGAGGAGAUCGACAAGUGCAUCGGGAACCUUCUGUACUACCGUUUCAUGAACCCUGCUGUCGUGGCUCCAGACGCCUUUGACGUGGUUGAGCUCUCGGCGGGGCUGGCUCUGCACCCUGACCAGCGGCGCAACCUGGGCUCCGUGGCCAAGAUCUUGCAGCACGCGGCCGCCAACCAGCUGUUUGAGGGGGAGAGCAGCCACCUGAGAGUGGUAAACCCGUACCUGCAGGCAGCGCACCAAACGUUCAGGGGAUUUAUCUGUGCAGCCUGCUGCGUGCCGGAGCCAGAAGAGAGGUUCAGCGUGGACAAGUAUUUCGAAACGGUGGCCAUCACCAAGCCCGUCAUCUACUUAACUGUUGGGGAGCUUGUUAACAUGCAUAAGCUGCUACUGGAGUGGCGGCACACCGUGGCUCCUAGUCCUCAAGACCCUCUGCAUGAGCUCCUGGAGGACCUUGGAGAGCUGCCCACCGUCCAGUCCUUCAUAGGUGGAAGCGACGGCUGUGCCGCGAAUGGGGACGUGCAGCAGGCGCUGCGUCGGCUUGCCAAGACGGAAAUUUCUCUCGUGCUUAGCAGCAAAUUUGACGUGACGAAGGAGGAGGCUGGCGAUGCAGGAAGGGGUGCAAAGAGCUUGCUGCUGAGCACCAAGCAGAUGCUGGCGGACGUGAUCCAGUCGCAGCCUGGGGAGUCCCUCGUGGAGGUCCUGCACACACCCGCCUCGCAUGAUCAGGAAACCUUCCACCAGCGCCUGAUGAAGAGGAGGGCCGCCUGCAGCGCCCUGGUCCCAGACGGGGCAAGGCCCAGCCGCACCCUGGCCGCUGACGGCAGCCUGUCCCUGGAAGAGAAAAAGAGGACGGUCGUCCGGAACCUGCGGCACCUCGAGAGCCUGGGCCUGGUGAGCUCGGCCAGCCAGUAUCAGAGCAUUGUCAGCGAGAUGGCGAAGGACAUCUGCCGGCAGCGGCAACUCCGGCAGCGGCGCAGGGCGGAUCGGGAAGAGCUGCAGCAGGCCCUGCGCGGGCUUGGCGCCAAGAGGGUGUUCCACGAGGAGCAGAUCGACUACUACAGCCGGUACCUCCAGGCGUGCCUGGCCGGCCUGGCCUCCAGAAGCAGGUACGCUGCCGCGGCCCCCAAGCAGGCGAUGCGGCGCUACACAGCAGCCCAGCUCUCCGAGAGGGGUGUCUUGCUGGAGAUUGAGGGCCUCCCUGCCAGCCAAUUCAGAAAUGUCAUAUUUGAAAUUGUUCCCUGUGGGGAAGCUGGUGAGUUCCAGGUGAAAGCAAAAUUUAUGGGAAUCGAUAUGGAGAACUUUAACCUCCACUACCAGGAUCUCCUGCAGCUCCAGUACGAGGGCGUCGCCGUCAUGCAACUGUUUGGCAAGGCCAGAGUCAACGUCAACCUGCUCAUCUUCCUCCUCAACAAGAAGUUCUUCCAGAAGUGA